Acaulospora morrowiae is the source of this 705-nucleotide messenger RNA. The record is from the annotation of a GenBank genome assembly. NCBI's taxonomy places the organism in Eukaryota, Fungi, Glomeromycota, Glomeromycetes, Diversisporales, Acaulosporaceae.
AUGUAUGGUUGUUAUGCAGAAAAUGUAUAUAAGGAAUACUGCACGGGUUUUCAGUUUCCUUUUCAAUUCGUGCUAAAUAAGACUGAGGACUCAAAACAGACUCUAAAACAAGGACUUCCUAAUCCCAGCGCACUUCUCAGUUCUUUCAACAUGAGUACUUCUACCAGACGCGCGGCAGGCUCUUCUUCUUCUAGCGGAAAACAUGUAACAGCUAAUUUCAAUCCAACCAGUAGCAGUGCGAAAAGGAUUCAGAAAGAACUUGCUGAGAUCAGUCUCGAUCCUCCCUGUAACUGCAGUGCCGGUCCAAAAGGUGACAAUUUGUACGAAUGGGUGUCUACCAUCACAGGCCCUGCCGGUUCUCCUUACGAUGGUGGAAUUUUCUUCUUGGAUAUUACUUUCCCACAAGAUUAUCCAUUUAAGCCUCCUAAGAUCGUCUAUCGCACCCGUAUCUAUCAUUGCAACAUCAAUUCAUCGGGACAAAUCUGUCUUGACAUUCUCAAGGACAAUUGGUCUCCGGCCUUGACGAUUUCCAAAGUCUUGUUGUCAAUAUGCUCGUUGUUGACUGAUGCUAAUCCGCAUGAUCCUUUAGUCGGAAGUAUUGCACAUCAAUAUUUGCAUAACCGUGAGGAACAUGAUAGGGUUGCUAAAGAAUGGACUAAACGGUACGAGGCUACGCGUCUUGACUUGUCAGCCAUUCCACAGUGA